Molecule: messenger RNA, 579 nt
Organism: Microthlaspi erraticum
Lineage: Eukaryota; Viridiplantae; Streptophyta; Magnoliopsida; Brassicales; Brassicaceae
Source: the annotation of a GenBank genome assembly
AUGAAGCAAAUCUCUCUUGCUUUGUUCGGUCUUUUCUUAUCAACUCUGUUCCUAGGAAACAUUAGAACAAGUGAAGGGUCCUUGCCAUCUGCAUUCGAUACACCGAGCAGUCUACUUUCUGAUCUCUUGCGAGAUCGGUUUCCGGAUCCUUUCAGAGUCUUGGAGCAAAUCCCAUUAGGUCUCGAGAGGGAUCAAAGCUUCUUGGCUCUGUCUCCAGCGAGAGUGGACUGGAAAGAAACACCAGAACACCAUGUGAUCAUGCUCGAUGUUCCCGGGAUGAAGAAAGAUGAGGUGAAGAUAGAAGUGGAGGAAAAUCGAGUUGUGAGAGUAAGCGGCGAGAGGAAAAGAGAGGUAGAGAAAGAAGAUGAUCACUGGCACAGAGUGGAGAGAUCUCACGGCAAGUUCUGGAGACAAUUUAGAAUGCCUGAUAAUGUGGACUUGGACUCUGUUAAGGCCAAGCUUGAGAACGGUGUACUUACCAUUACCAUUAACAAGGUUGCACAAGAUAAAGUCAAGGGUCCAAGAGUUGUUGACAUUGCGUUUGAAGAGGAUCAAACCGGCAAAGUCAGUUCUGCUUAA